AUGGGAAACGCGUCUCGUAAACAUCGUCGUAAUAAAACCGAUAAUUUAUCAAUAUGUACAUCGGUGAAUGAUGACAAUUCAUCACAAACAGAUAGUACUUGUUCCCACCUUCCUACUGAUUGGGAAGAAGCUGACAGAAUUCAAAUGGAACAUUUUGCAAUGAAACAUGCUUUUGGUGGUAAUUAUGCUGCUCCACUUUCUGAAAUUAUAAAACCCGGAAAAUUUCCUGAUGCAAAUGUAUAUGGAAUAGAUAUUUCUUCAACAUUUCCAGCUAGCAUAAAACCUCAAAAUUGCCACUUUCAAACAUGCAAUAUAAUCGAUUGUUUUCCAUUUAAAGAUGAAGAAUUCGACUACGUUUUUAUGAGGUACAUGAUGUUUGCCUUAAAAGAUUAUCAAUGGAUACAUGUAUUAAAUGAAAUAAAAAGGAUUUUAAAGCCAGGUGGUGUUUUUGAAUGUGUAGAUCGGGAUGUGCUUCGUGAAAUAGUAAUGCCUGACAUUUUAGGUAUCACUGUUGAAGAGUGGGAUAGUACAUAUGCUAAGAUAGAUAAAGAACGUAUCGAAAACCAAGACUAG
Racocetra fulgida is the source of this 573-nucleotide messenger RNA. The record is from the annotation of a GenBank genome assembly. NCBI's taxonomy places the organism in Eukaryota, Fungi, Glomeromycota, Glomeromycetes, Diversisporales, Gigasporaceae.